GUGACUUCACCCCACUCCUCUUUGCUUCCUCUUACCCUCGCGGCGGCGAGGCGACGCCACUGGUCGACGGCUCCCUCCCGUCUCGCCGACUCCCUCCCGUCUCGCCGGCCUAUUUGUCUCGGAACCCUCGCACCGUCACCGAAACCCCUCCGCCGAACGCGCACGCCUCCUCCCGCAGAAGCGAAGCAGGCCGCCUCCAAGAAGCAUUUUUCUCUCCUAGUCCUCCUCGUCGUUGCCCUCCCCUCCGCCCCUCUACUGUACUGGCAUAGAGUGGAGAUCCAUCUCGACCUCGGAUAGGUUUCUUCUUUUUUGUUGGACUGCAGGAGAAAACAUGACUUCUCGCGUGACACCUUCCAAGAGGCCGUUUCAGAAGAAUUCUUUGGACCACAGCGGCCCAGGCAAGUGGAAGAAGACAAAGCAUGCUUCUUCACAGAAUGCUCAGCUGAAGAUACAGCCUGGUGUCCCCAUUUUUCGCCUUCUUUGCCCUGCUUCAAAAUCUGGAAAUGUAAUUGGUAAAGGAGGCAGUGUCAUUGUCAAGAUACGGCAAGAAACUGGAGCGAAGAUUACGGUUGAUGACGCAGUCCGUGGUUGUGAUGAGAGAGUUAUUGUCAUCACUGCAAUUGAGGACAAAGAAGCUAGCCGUGAGAAAGGUGGACAGGACAAUGGAGGCGUUGCUGUUUCUGUUGGUGGUGACCAUGAGAAGGAUAAAGGCAACAUUAAGGAGGAAAAGGAUGAUUCAGAGAAAGACCACAGUCAGGAGAAAAAGGAUGAUUCAGAGAAAGACAGCAGUAAGGAGGAAAUGGACGAUUCAGAGAAAGACAACUGUAAGGAGGAAAAUGAUGAUCCAGAGAAAGACAACAGUAAGGAAGAAAAUAAUGAUUCUCAGAAAGACCAUUGUAAUGAACAAAAGGAUGAUUCAGGGAAAGACCACAGUAAGGAAGAAAAGGACGAUCCAUUCGUUGCAAAAGAUACGAAGACAGAACCGGAGAGGGUAAUACCAUCAGCAUUGAAGGCCAUUUUGCUUGUCUUUGAUAGGAUUUUUGCAACUGAAGAUGGAAAUGAAACUGGGGAUGCAUCAGGCACGAGAACUCCUGUUUCUUUGCGAUUAUUGGUGCUAUACAGCCAAGCAGGUUGGCUUUUGGGGAAGAGCGGUAGCGUGAUUAAGCAAAUGUCAGUUGAUAACGGCUGUGAAAUCCGUGUUUCAAAGGAUAAGCUUCCGCCAUGUGCGUUAUCCCAAGACAGACUUUGCCAGAUCACUGGAGAGGUUGAUUCAGUACGGAAAGGUCUGAAUGCAGUAGCUGAAGUGCUCUUUUCUCAUCCACCCAAGGAAAGUGAUGUAGCUGCUGGUGUUCACCCUUCUGGAUCAUCAUCGCACUCUUUGGCCAAUCGGUCAGAUGGUCUUCCUUCAGGAAUGCAAUCUAACUUCCAUAUUCCUUUUCAAGGGCCACCCCAAGCCAAUGGGCCUUUUGAUAUAAUGGAUCUUCGGCCAAAUAUUGCUCCAUUUCCCACUUUGCCUGAAGCUCCAAUACAUGGCCAUGCCUCAGUUCCUGUAGAACCCCUCACAUUUAGGUUACUGUGUUCCAAAGACAAGGUCGGCAGUAUAAUAGGGAAGGGUGGAAACAUUGUCAAUAGUAUUCAGAACGAUACAGGCUGCGAAAUAAAAGUUCUUGAGACUGUUCCAAAAUCAGAAGACCGCAUCAUACGUAUAUCUGGACCUGCGCAUCCAGGCGACGGAAUUUCCCCUUCUCAGAGUGCAAUUCUGCAUGUGCAGCGUAAAAUUGUGUUGCCUACCUCUGACAAGAAGGAGGGUCCUGCAAUAUGUAGGCUGGUUGUUUCGCCUAACCAAGUUGGUUGCCUUCUGGGCAAAGGUGGUAGUAUCAUAGCUGAAAUGAGGAAGCUAUCAGGAGCACAUAUAGUAGUGCUGAGCAAAGGCAAAAUCCCAAGGGGUGUCCCACAAAAUGAUGAAGUUAUUCAGAUAAGUGGGGACUGUGAAGCUAUUCAAGAAGCUCUAAUGCAGAUAACUGCUAGACUUCGUAACCAUCUAUUCCGGGACAGAAUGCCUGCAGUGGGUCCUAAUAUGUGGCCACCUUUUGGUUUGCUAGAUUCUCAAUUUGGUCCAUACAUAGGAAGCCAUGAAUCUCCAUCUCCAUUUCAAAAAGAUUUUAUGGGACGACCAUUGGAUGGGAUCUCUGCUCCUUGGACCAAGAAGGGUAUGCAUGAUGUUGGUGAUCCAAUGUCAAUAUCGGAUAUCCCAGGAGCAGCGCAUAGAGGACUUGGUGCAUUUUCUGGUCCUGGUCAGUCAUCUAUGAUGCCAAACUUAACUGCAGAGGUCUUGGUUCCAAGAUUAACUAUUCCUGCUCUCUGUGGGGAAGAUGGAGGUUGUUUGGAUAGGAUUCGUGAGUUUUCGGAAGCUAAGAUAACAGUCACUGAACCUAUAGCUGAUACAAUGGACACUGCUAUUCUAAUAUCUGGCACACCAGACCAGAUGCAUGCAGCCCGAAGUCUUAUUCAAGCAUUUGUUACAAGUGAAUCGUUUGGCCCAUGAUAUUGGAUUCUCCGAAGGUGAUGCAUCUCCUAAUGUUUGGCUCGUUUCUUCUGGGCAAGACAUAUUUUAUCUAGAGCAGUUGGUGGAGUUUAGGCUGAUGCUAAUUAUGUAGGCAAUGAAGCUAGUGAUAAAAUGUGUGUUCAUGCUUGUGAAUAUGCAUCCCUGUUUGCAGAGGGGCAUGUGCUCCAAGAGCUUAGUUGGACUGAAUAGGGACUAAAAUCCGAGUCGGAUGGAUCUUUCUAGGUUCUUGCAAAAUCUCCAAACUCACCCCUUGGGAUAUGCAUAUUUUGGGAAGUACCAGAAAUGUAUUGCUUAUGCAAGCAUAGUGCUUGAUGUUGUGAAAAUGUUAACUUUUAUAAGGAGAAGUGUCAUAUCAGUGAUUAUUUCCA
Messenger RNA from Phragmites australis (common reed), 2934 nucleotides. RefSeq names its product RNA-binding KH domain-containing protein RCF3-like. The transcript has 8 exons. Gene Ontology annotation, cellular component: cytoplasm; nucleus. The coding region runs from base 332 to 2545 and encodes 737 amino acids. Gene Ontology annotation, molecular function: mRNA binding. Gene Ontology annotation, biological process: regulation of gene expression. NCBI's taxonomy places the organism in Eukaryota, Viridiplantae, Streptophyta, Magnoliopsida, Poales, Poaceae. The record is from RefSeq and is a predicted model, not a curated record.